AUGUCCGGUCCCAACCUACACAACGCUCUCCUCCGUCCACCCAUCAUUCAGAUCUUGCGCGCAGCUGGCUUCCAUGCCACGCGUCCGUCCGUCUUAGAUACACUAGCCGAUCUUACAGCUCGGUAUAUGAUGAUCCUCGCAUCCUCUGUUGCCUCUCACGCAGCCAACGCCCACCCGAACGAUCCUGUCCCGGAGCUAGAAGACAUAUACCAAGCACUUCAGGACGUUGGCGCACUACGGCCGCAAUUGCGAGAAUGGGAGGAGGAUUGGCAAGGGGAGGAAGAUAUGCGGGGACUGGAAAACUUCUUGGGUUGGUUUACAGGACCGGCAAACCGUGAAAUCCGGCGAGUGGCUGGCUUCCUACCUAGCGAGGGUGACAUGAUCGACGCCGAGUCCGUGGAGAAGGAGGAUUUCCUCACAGCUUUGAAGAAAAAGCACAGCAAAACAGGCGAGGAGUCUCGAUACGCGGGCACUGUACUUGGGAAAAAUGCUGAAGAGCAUCCGAUCGUCAUAGAGGGAGGUGUUUCCAGCAUCCAAGAAUGGAGCCAUCAAGUGCGGUCGCGGGCGCCAUAUGUUGCUGACAGCGACUCGUCUGGUGUCAGUAGUGCACCCAGCAACUUGUCAGACGCAGAUAGUAUGGAAGUGUGA
Molecule: messenger RNA, 648 nt
Organism: Aspergillus thermomutatus
Lineage: Eukaryota; Fungi; Ascomycota; Eurotiomycetes; Eurotiales; Aspergillaceae
Product: Bromodomain associated domain protein
Exons: 1
Coding region: 1-648 (215 amino acids)
Molecular function (GO): protein heterodimerization activity
Source: RefSeq, a predicted model, not a curated record